AUGGCAUCUGUUUUAGUAUUGGGAGCAACUGGAGCAAUUGGAUUCGAGGUGGCACUGGAGUUCUUGAGGAAUGGAUACACUGUCUACGGUCUAACCAGAUCAGAGGACAAGGCAAAGGAGUUAUUUAAGAAUGAGAUUAUUCCUGUGAUUGGAGCUGUCUCUGACUUUGACAAGUGGAUUCCAAUCGCUGAGAAGGUUAAGGUUGUUAUUGAGGCUGUGGCUGACUUUGAAAAUUUGGCCACUGCUCAAUCGAUUGCCGAUAAACUCAAGGUUGUCAAAGCCAAGAAUACUGGUUUGGCCAUCAUUUUCACAUCUGGCGCAUUGGUCUAUGGCUCUUCAGACAGUGUGAUCAAUGAGACUACACCAUACAACCCAAUGAAGAACCCAUUGGUCGAAGCCAAGGUCCAACUCGAGAACCAUUAUCGCCAAAUUGGUGGCAUCGUCAUCCAACCAGUGUUUGUGUUUGGAAAAAAGGGCAGUGCCAGCUCCAUCUAUUUCGGCUUGGUGGCCAAGAACACUGAUGGCAACUUCCAACUUUAUGGCGAGGAGGGACAGUGGCGAUCAUUCGUCCACUUGACCGAUCUUGCCAAUCUGUACUACCUUGCCGCUUCCAAGCAUGCCAGCGUAUCCGGAGAGGUGUUCAUCGGUGUGUCCUACUAUCACAAGACUGUUGAGGUCGUGCGCGCUAUAGCCAAAGAGGCAAAGAAGGAGGUGAAGUCAAUCACAUUCGUCUCACCUGUUGAGAAUCCAUUGUCUCAGAUUCUAUCUGUGUCCAGUGCAUCUUCACAUCAGAAGGCCAGCACCCUCUUGGGAUGGUUCCCAACCCAGCCAUCUAUCAUUGAGACACCCACAAGAUAUUAUAACUCUUGGGUCAACAAUAACAGCCAAUAA
Molecule: messenger RNA, 891 nt
Organism: Acytostelium subglobosum LB1
Lineage: Eukaryota; Evosea; Eumycetozoa; Acytosteliales; Acytosteliaceae
Exons: 2
Coding region: 1-891 (296 amino acids)
Source: RefSeq, a predicted model, not a curated record